This is a messenger RNA of Malania oleifera, 390 nucleotides long. Its product is annotated as monooxygenase 3-like. The transcript has a single exon. The record is from RefSeq and is a predicted model, not a curated record. Bases 1 to 390 code for a protein of 129 amino acids. NCBI's taxonomy places the organism in Eukaryota, Viridiplantae, Streptophyta, Magnoliopsida, Santalales, Ximeniaceae. Gene Ontology annotation, molecular function: FAD binding.
AUGGAAGAUAAUCCAGCAAAGAUGAAGCAAUUCGUGCUGAGCGAGCUCGGCAAACUCUCUCAACAUGUCCAGAGCGUGGUGGAAAGAACCGAGCUCACCAACAUCUCCUGGGCGCCGCUAAAGCUCCGGUGGCCGUGGGAUCUUCUCCGCGGAGAGAUCUGCAGAGGCAACGUCUGCGUCGCCGGCGACGCCCUGCACCCGAUGACGCCGGACAUCGGCCAAGGCGGCUGCUCCGCCCUGGAAGACGGCGUCGUUCUGGGGAGGUGCUUCGGCGAAGGCUUCCUGGCGAAAAACCAAAACGGAGGCGAGUGGGGAAGGAUCGAAAAAGCGGUGGAGAAGUAUGGGAAGGAGAGGAGGUGGAAGAGUGUUGGGCUGAUAGCGGCGGCGUAA